Plutella xylostella (diamondback moth) is the source of this 1882-nucleotide messenger RNA. RefSeq names its product RIO kinase 1 (gene RIOK1). Gene Ontology annotation, molecular function: ATP binding; protein serine/threonine kinase activity. NCBI's taxonomy places the organism in Eukaryota, Metazoa, Arthropoda, Insecta, Lepidoptera, Plutellidae. The record is from RefSeq and is a predicted model, not a curated record.
UAAAAUUUCACUGCAUUGUCAGCACGUGCGAUUUUUGUUUUCGUGUUAAUGAAAAAUAAAUUAAGGCCUGAAAUUAAAUUAAAUACGAAGCGAUAUGGCGGACGAAAAAUCCAGUGAUUACGAGGAAAGCCUCUCCACUAAAAUCAAGUCUGUGCGAUUCGCAGAUUUGCCAGUAAUAAACAGAACGACGGGAAGCGACAACGAAGAUGAAACUGAGAGCGAUCUAAACUCCGAUGACUAUUUCAAUGACUCCGACGACGCCGGCCAGUCGGCCAAGAAGCGGGAGAACUUCAACACACAAGCUCCUUCCAGUAAAAUCAAUACCUACCAACCAUCCGAGAAACUGUUCAAAAGAUAUGUCCACAAAAUCAAUGUGGACAAAUACGAACCCAUUAUGUCCAGCAAAACAGAGAAAUUCAUGAAUCAAAAUGACAGGAAAACAGACAAUGAGAGAAUCAGGACAAAGGACAAGCAUGAUCGGGCUACAGCAGAACAAGUUAUGGAUCCACGCACAAGAAUGAUUCUGUUCAAAUUGCUAAAUCGGGGUACAAUUAGUGAGAUCAAUGGUUGCAUAUCUACUGGUAAAGAAGCAAAUGUAUACCAUGCUACAUCCAAAGAUGGCCGUGAUUUUGCAAUAAAGAUAUUCAAAACUUCUAUUCUAGUGUUUAAGGAUAGAGAUAAAUAUGUGUCCGGAGAGUACAGGUUCAGAAAUGGGUAUUGCAGAUCUAACCCACGCAAAAUGGUCCGUACCUGGGCUGAGAAAGAGAUGAGGAAUUUGGUACGAAUGUUCAAUGCUAACCUAAAUGUCCCAGAGCCUAUUCUACUCAGGAGCCAUGUGUUAGUCAUGACAUUCAUGGGACAAGAGGGGUGGCCGGCUCCAAAGCUAAAAGAUGUUGAACUAUCACAAUCCACAGCCAGAUCUUUGUACAGAGAUUGUAUCACAAUGAUGUGGAAAAUGUACAAUAUCUGUAAAUUAGUACAUGCAGACUUGUCAGAGUUCAACUUACUGUACCAUGAAGGAAAUGUGGUUGUUAUUGAUGUAUCACAAUCUGUUGAGCAUGAUCACCCUCAUGCUUUAGAGUUCUUACGUAAGGAUUGCACAAAUAUCUCUGACUUCUUCAGAAAGAAGGGUGUAGCAACGCUCACAGUGAAGGAGUUGUUUGACUUCAUCACAGACCCAGUUAUAAAUGAGAGUAACCUGGAGGAUUGUCUGGAGAAGCUGUCGGAGAAAGCUGCGUCUAGAAAUUUUGAAGAAAUGACCGCACAAGAGCAGAUUGAAGAGGAGACUUUCAAAAAUGUGUACAUUCCUAAGAGACUUACUGAGGUCAUAGACUUUGAGAGGGACAUAAAGAAGGCCAGGGAAGGUGAUGUAGAAGACCUCACAUAUCAGAAGAUCACCGGCCUCAAGCCAGACCUGACUGGAACUACUAACAAACCUGACAUUCUGGACUAUGAUGAUGUGUCAGAGAGUGGCUCAGGAGAGGAUGGCAGCUCUUCAGGGGAUAUGGAGAACUCAGACCGGCCUACUGCAUUUGUGCCGAGCUGCCGCCCCCGCGACGAGUCGCCCGACAGUAAGAAAGCGAGGAAGAAGGCUGUCAAACAAGAGAAGGCAGAAAAGAGGAAAACUAAAGUGAAGAAACAUGUCAAGAAGAAGCGAGACAAAGCUAUGGGGAGGAAGUGAGAUGGCGCUAUUCACAUCAGUGCGUAUGAAUUUGCCUUGUCUAUUGGUUUUCGAAAAUGGCCCCAUUAUGAACGCAAAUUUGGAAUUAUUUCGUGUUUUAAAUGUCGCGAUGUGUAUAUAAGUAACUAACUAAAUGUGUACUUCGAGUUAUAAAUAUUAAAUAUUUAAGGGAAAUCAGAAAUAAAAUACAUUUUUAUUCAA